Heterostelium album PN500 is the source of this 2358-nucleotide messenger RNA. Its product is annotated as THUMP domain-containing protein. The transcript has 7 exons. The record is from RefSeq and is a predicted model, not a curated record. Gene Ontology annotation, molecular function: protein binding; RNA binding. Gene Ontology annotation, biological process: tRNA modification. The coding region runs from base 1 to 2358 and encodes 785 amino acids. Lineage: Eukaryota; Evosea; Eumycetozoa; Acytosteliales; Acytosteliaceae.
AUGUCGGAAUCAAAUAAUAAUAAUAAUCAUAAAAGAAAGAAAGAUAAAAAAGAUAGUAAGAAUAAAUCACAAUAUUGGUCAAAGAAACCUAAACAUGAACUUUCACUCAAGUUAAAUCAACAAGGUUGUUUAUAUACAUUCGGACAAGGUCGUGAGAAUCAAGCAACAAAAGAUUUAUUUAAUUUAUUAAAUCAAUACACUGUUGAGUUAGAAGAGAAAUCAACAAAUGAUAAUAAUAAUAAUAAAUCAACAGAGAAUGAAAAUAAGACAAACAACUUUAUGAAUGACUUUGAGAAGGAAUUGGCGAUGGCAAGAGAAGAAGGAAAGAACAACAAGAAAGGCAAAUCUAAACUUUUUGAAAAGCUAGAGUUAUGCUGUGAAGGUAUUGCAUUCGUUGGAUUCAAUGAAGAAGCAACCUCUAAAUAUAAUGUCAAGGAUAUAUUAGUAAAGUUAUUCAAUGAUAUGGAAACAGAGAAAUCAACUAAAUCCAAAUUUAUAACAAGAAUUAUUCCUAUUCAAAAGACAUGUAUCUUUACAAACUUACAAGAGCAUAUCAAGACAUUAAUCGACAAGGAGUUAAAUUCAUUAAAAGAAUCUAAAAAGUAUAAGAUUGAAUUUAGAUCUAGAUACAAUACAGUUGUAGAAAAAGAUAAAGAGAUUAUGGCUAUUGCGGAAAUGGUUAAUGAUAUUCACAAGGUGGAUCUAGAGAACCCAGAGUACACUAUCAUCGUUGAGAUUAUCAAACAAUUCUGUGCGAUUUCAAUUGUCUCUGAUUUUAUGAGAUACAAAAAAUAUAAUCUAGCAAACAUUGCAGGCUUACCAGUAUCAAACCAACCAAAGAAAAAGAAACUUACGAUCGCAUCAAAUUUGAAAGAUGAUAAACAAGACGAAAAGACAGCUGUUAAGGAAACAGCUGACAAUACAGAAACCAAAGAAAAUGAAGUACAAGAGGAAGAAGAAAAAGAAGAUCAAUCAAAAAUGUUUAUUGUAAAUAUAUCACAUUAUUUAUUGUCAAAUAUAUUAAAGUAUCUAGAUGAUAUAGAUAGGAUCUGUGUGUCUUUGACUUGCAAGAGAUUGUUUGAUGAUCGUGGAAAGUAUCUUGUGUUUAAAGAGAUAGAUAAUGACACUUUGAAAUACUUUAGUUUAAAUUCAUAUGAAUAUCAAUUCAAACAAGCAAUCAAACAGUACCGAGAAGAAUCAUAUUAUACAUUAUACUUGUCAAUUAAAUCAAUUUUUAAACCUCAAAAAAAUGAUAUUAUUAUUGAUGAUAACUAUGUUAUUCCAAGAUUAGUUGAUAAGGUCAUUUCAUGGUCCUUUAAUAUGAAAGUGAUGGGCCAGUUAAAUGAGAGCAAUGUAACAAAGCUACACUUAAACAAUGCAUUAAACGAUCCUAUUUUCAAUACAUUUGUAAACAUUCGAGAGCUUACCAUUUCCUAUCCACUCAAGUAUUUCCCACCGAAUCUCGAUAGCCUAACUCUUGGUUGCGCAGUAAUAUUGUGCUUAGAGGAUCUAGAAUUCCAAUUCCCAACGACACUUACUGUCUUGAAAAUCUCUCAUUUAAUCUAUCCUUUACAACUUCUUCCCCGACUACCACCAAAUCUCAGGGAGUUUACAUGUUACGACCUAAUGAGUUAUCAACAACUUGCUACUGACGCAUCAUCAACACGGCCAAUGCCAAUCGAUUUUUUACCACCAACUCUCACCUAUCUUUGUUGCAAUAUUGUUUACGUGGAGCAUAUGCUUAAAUACCAAUUGAACACCACCAUGCUUAGAAUAUUGGUAUUGUUUGGGAACAUUGGCAAUACUCCAACACUGGUUGCUGGAUCCAUUCCAGAGGGGGUCGAAUCCAUUGAAUUGUGUAAUGUAGAGAAGAUAAUGACUGGUUCUAUUCCUUGGUCAUGCAAAUCACUAAAAAUUGGAGCGCUAAAUGUAGAGCCAGACACAUUUGCCAAUCUUGACAACCUGGAGACAUUGUACAUUGGAAGUUAUCCAACAACAACUAAAGUAAUCCCCAUUAAACUACCAAAGAAUCUAAAAAAUUUGACAUUACCUAAUUGUAAGACAGUCAAUGAUUUGAUUGUUGCGCUUCCAAGCCAAAUCGAAACGCUAUCGUUGAGCAGUGAGUCAUUCAGUUCGUUAAGAUGUCCGAUUCCCAAAUCUCUGAAGCAUUUGAAAUUCAAAUAUGCAGCGAAAACAUCGACAAUCUCACAGAUAUCGUAUCAGGGUGACUCAACAUUGGAAUCUAUUGAUUUUGGUUAUUGCGAACUUGUUCCAAAGUGGUCUAUUCUCUCAUAUUUCAAUUUAGCCAGCAGUACACCAAUUGAACUUUUGCCAAAGUGGAUUUUAGACUUUUAUUAA